AUGUUAGUUUCCGUUGGUUCUAUUGUGGUUUUUGUUGUUGGUUCCGCUGUGGUCGUCAUCGGUGUUGGCUUUGUUUGCUUUGCAGUGUUUAUUGUUUUGGUUGUUUCUAUUCUGGUUGCUGUGGGUUCUUUUUCGGUUGUUGGUACUAUUGUUGUUGCUCUUGGUACUGUUGUGGCUGAUGUUGUGGAUUCAGCUGUUGUUACGGUUUCUACACUGGUUGAGGUUCUUUGUAAUGUAGUGGUUGCUUUUGUUUGUUUUCUUGUUGUGGGUAUCGAUUCUAUUGUGAUUGAUGUUUGCUGUGUAAUGUUUGUUGUUGUCGGUCCUGUUGUGGAUGUCUUUAUGUUUUUUUGCGUAACUAAUGUUGGAAUUAUUGUUGUUGUUUCCUCUGAAGCUGUUGUUUGUUCCCUUGUGGUUAUUGUUGCGGGUUCCGUUGUAGUUUUAGCCGUUGAUUCUGUUGUGGAUGUUGGUCCUAAUGUGUCUGUUGCUGUAUCUUCUAUUGUAGUGGUCGUUGGUUCAGCUGUGGUUGUAAUUGUCUGUAUUGAAGCUAUUGUUGUCGUUUCUGUCGUAGUUGGUGUUUCUGGUGUAUUUGUGGUUGGUUGCGUUUUCCUUGUUGUUGGCUGUGUUGGAGUUGGUUCUGUUGUUGUGGUUUCUGCUGUAGAUUUUGUUAGUUCUAGUGGAGCUGUUGUUGAUAGUACUGUUUUUGUUGUUGGUUCUCUUUUUGCAGAUUUUGUGGGUUCAGUGUUAGUUGUAUUUGUCUUUGUUCUUGUUGAUGUAGUUGGUUCUGUUGUGUUUAUAGAUGUUUUUGGCUCUGCUGUGGUUGUUAUUGAUUGCGUUGAAUUUGGUGGUCCUAUCGUGAUUCUUGUUUUUGAUACAGGUUGUAUUGUUGUUGUUGGUUCUGUUGUGUUUGCUCUUUUUGUUACUUCUGUUGUGGCUGUUGUUAGUGCCGCUGCACUGGUUGGUGUUAGUGUUCGAAUUAUUGUUGUUGAUUCUGUUUUGCUUGUAUUCGUGUCUGUUGCAGUUACUGUCGUUGCCUCUGCAGUGCUGAGCGUUUCUAUUGUGGUUGUUGUCGGUAUCGUUUUUGUUGUUGUUCGUUUUGUUGUGAUUGAUUUCGUUGAUUCUUUGAUAGAUGUUGUUGGUUCCUUUGCUGUUGCCGCAGGCUCUGUUGAUAUUGCUGUUUGUUCCCUUGUGGUCGUCUUUUCUAUUCUUGCUGCGCUUGUUCGUUGUAAUGUAGGUGUCACAUUUGCUUGUUUUGUCAUGGAUACCGGUCCAGUUAUAGUUGAUAUUUGUUCUGUUAUGGAUGCUGUUGCUGGUUCUGUUACGAGUGAUGUUGUUGGUUCUGUUGUAGUUGUCGUUGAUGCUUUGGUCGUUGUUGUAGGUAAUGUUGGAGUUAAUGUUGGUUGUUUUGAAUUUGUUGUUUGUUCCAUUGCGGUUGUUCUAGGUUCUGUUGUAAUUGGUCUCGUUGAAGCUGUUGAUUCUCUUGAUGGUGUUGAUUUUGCUGCGGUUAUUGAUGAUUCUUUUGUGGUUGUCGUCGUUCUUGUAGGUUCUGUUGUAGUGCUCGUUGGUACUGUCGUUGUUCUUGAUAUGGUUUUUGUUGUUGUUGGUUCUUUUGUGGUAGCUGCAGUUGAUGUCAUAGCUGCUUUUACCCCUAGUGUGGUUGUUGCCGGUCCUGUCGUAGUUGUUCUUUGUCCUGCUGUGGUUGGUUUUGGUUCUGUUGUAGUUGCUAUUCUUCCUAACGUGGUUGUUGUUGGUUCCGCUAUGAUGGCGGUGGACUCAUAUUUGGUUGUAUUUGUUGGUAGUGCAGUUGUUCUUGCUGGAACUGUUGUAAUUGCCGUUGCGAGUUCUGAUGUUGUUUUCGAUUCCCUUGUGCUUGUUGAUAUAGGUAGUGAUGUAGUGGUUAUUUUUGUUUGA
Molecule: messenger RNA, 1908 nt
Organism: Octopus bimaculoides (California two-spot octopus)
Lineage: Eukaryota; Metazoa; Mollusca; Cephalopoda; Octopoda; Octopodidae
Source: RefSeq, a predicted model, not a curated record